ACCAGAGAGAAUAAAUUUGUCAUUUUUGACUAGUUAUAUCAUUGCUUACAGAAUUUCUUUUAGAGCAUUCUUUCCCUGUCUACCAUCCAGCAAUGGGGUCAUCCCUACCCCAACAGCUUGAUCACCUUGUCCCUCAAUUCUUCCAUUUGCAUAUUUGAUCAUUCCCAGCACCUGUUUUCUGCUUCUGAUAUUUCAAGUACCUGAUGGCUAAUUUGGAAGGAGAGGAAUCUUCGACGAUAAGGAGAGCUCGAUUGGGGUGUUCUUGGAUGGAUGGCUUUCUGUUCUUUAAGUUAUGGUUGAAUACUUGAAUGGAACAUGUUCUAAUUUGUUCGACUUUAUUCAAUUCAUGUAAUCCAAGCAGUUCUGGAUUGCUUUGGGUUGCACCCACUUGGUGAUGUUAAUAAAAAUUUCCCUCUCGAAAAAAAAAAAAGGUUCAUUCCCAGGACCACAAUCACAUUUUUUUUCUUCAGAUUAGUCGAAUUCAAACAAAAUACUUUAUACACAGAAACUUCUUCGAUUUGGUCUUUGAAUAUUUGAUAUCAUCUCCUUGUUUUGUAAAUCUUACGUGUUGUGGCAUUUAUAAGAAACUGUCAACGCAGGAAGAUCAAACUUUGUUUCUAUACGUGAAACAAAGCCUUCGUCUAUGUACUAAUGUACCACUACUGUGAAUAACCAACAAAGUAUUAAGCCUGGACAGUUAAUUCUCUCAAGUUAUUGCCCCAUUUUUGUUAGGUACAAGAAAUUCAUGUGGAGUUUGAGCUUCUUGUGUUGCCACGUUUUUAGAUUUUGGUAUGUGAAUCUGGUGGUUGGAAAAGUAAAUGAUAAUUUAGUUACAACUGUUUCUAUCAGAGGGUACAGCCGUAUAAACAAUAACACAUUUAAGUACCUGUUUUCAUCAUCAAUUCAUAAAUGACUUGUCAAUUUUCAAUUUUUCAUGCCAUGUUAUUUGGAUUGUUAGUAUUGCAAUUGAUAUGAGAAUAUUAUGGUAAAUAUUACCUUGGAAAUGUGAAUACUUGUGUAGCAAAGCCUGUAGGAAAUUUACAAGAACAGCUUCUUUUCGAUGUCAAAGUAGUGUUAGCAAGUCUGUCUUUCAAUAAAGCAGUAGUGCAGUACCACCUUUGCUUAUAUACAGUUGCUGCCAUGAUAUCUUCCUGUAGAAAGAGAAGCAUAAAGACUCUAUAAACUCUUAUCUAAUACGUUGUCUUGGUUUUACAAAUAGUGUUUCAUUAUUUUAAAGAAAAGAGAAAAAGAUCCUUUAAAAAGUAAACUACAAUGGUUUCCGUGUCUUCAGGACCCCACCGGUUGCAGAAAAACACGGUGUAUGAGCUAUCAGAUGCUGCAUUAAUUAAAUGGUACAUAUAUAUGGUUGCAUGCAUAUCAUAUGGCCCCAUGUUGUCUCUUAGAAAUUUGAGUUAUGUUUCCCAUUCCCUGCAUCAUCCUGUAUAUAUUUUUGCAUGUUUUUUCUAAUUCAGUGGGCAAAGAGAGGAGCAAAGAUUGUUAGAAGUGUCAAUAGUACCAAAAUGAAAAACAGGGAAGAAAGCAUUAGAAGCUUGGUGAUGCUUAAGCUUUUCAUAAGAAAGCUGCAGCGGGUUCUCGUGCAUUUGGCGUCGAGAGAACAUGAUCUUGAUGAAGAAAUGGAUGCUAGAAUAAUGAUCCCUGAAGAUGUUAAGGAGGGACAUUUUGCAGUUGUUGCAGUUAAUGGUGGAGAGCCUAAAAGGUUUGUGGUUGAGUUGGGGAACCUGAGUAAUCCACAAUUUCUGCGGUUACUGGAGCAGGCUAGAGAGGAAUAUGGAUUUUGUCAAACAGGAGUCCUUGCACUCCCUUGCCAACCUGAGGAACUACAGCGGAUUCUGAAGCAAAAGAGAAGAAUGGUAAGGUCCAUUUAACACUGUUAAAACAGUAGCCCAAGACUUGUCUCAGACAUUGUUAACAAAGUAGAGUUUGGUCUCAAGAAGUUUACAUCUUGCAUCUUUUUGAACAUGACCUCUACCUCUCUUAGGAGAGGUGGUGUUUUCUUUUAGACCAAGGAGAGAGGACUUAAACUUUCCUUUUCGGUUGUUCAAGAACCA
Messenger RNA from Tripterygium wilfordii, 2069 nucleotides. Its product is annotated as auxin-responsive protein SAUR71-like. NCBI's taxonomy places the organism in Eukaryota, Viridiplantae, Streptophyta, Magnoliopsida, Celastrales, Celastraceae. Bases 1455 to 1886 code for a protein of 143 amino acids. The record is from RefSeq and is a predicted model, not a curated record. The transcript has a single exon. Gene Ontology annotation, biological process: response to auxin.